Messenger RNA from Ornithodoros turicata, 1154 nucleotides. RefSeq lists its product as uncharacterized. Lineage: Eukaryota; Metazoa; Arthropoda; Arachnida; Ixodida; Argasidae. The transcript is spliced from 5 exons. The coding region runs from base 30 to 878 and encodes 282 amino acids. The record is from RefSeq and is a predicted model, not a curated record.
GCGGUCUUGGCGGCGCGCUAGAUAUACGGAUGAGUCUGAACUUGCGGGUGUGCAAGGCGCAGAUGAGCUGUUUGUUUCCUGCCCGGGUUACGUCUGUGCGGCUCUUUGCCAGCCAGCCCAUAUCAUCUGGAAAAAGGAUUCCUUGCAAUAUUGUAACGACAACGCAUGCAAGCCAUAGUGAAGACAUGCAUCUUCAAUGGACGGUCCUCAUCGUAUGGCUUAUUUCAGGUACAUUAGCAGGUACCAUCGAAAGUUCCAAUGACUACGUGGACACACUAUUAGAGAUGUGGGUACCAACAUUCGCCCGUGCUUCAGGCAUGGAACGGGUUCCUCUAGACAGCUUCAGUUUCGUCAUCUUGAAGAACUGGAGGCCGAAGCGAAACAUAACUGCGGAGUUUUCGAGAGGAGUACUUGGUGGCCUAGACACUCCAACGGGUCUGUCUCGAGCGGGAGACUGCACAGCCCCAACAUUGCAGUUCGGUAACAUAACCGUCGCCUGCUACGUGUCACUGGACGGACUUGAAGUAAGGUACCAUGGCUACAUCAAGGGAGAAAUCAUCACGCCAAACACAAUUGGAGCAGAGGCGUCGUUGCACGGGGCGAAAGCGUAUAUGGAGGUGACAUCUGCGUUGGGUGAGCCACCCGCCUUGAAAGCCUGGAGCAUUCUGCCCUUCUACGUUACCGUUAAGUUUUCACGGAAGCUAAACCUACGUACGACGCCAGAUGAGCAAUUCGAAGCCGCAGUCGAAAGGAACAUAAAUACUGCCGUCGUACGUGCAUUCUACGGUCCUGUUCAGCGCCUCAUCAGCUCUACAGUUAGGGAAGAAAAGUUGCCCUUGCCUAAGCUCAUGACAGAGCCUAUAGCCAGAAAAGUAUGAAUAUGGAGGUCGAGUGCACUUUCCUGUUGCAGGCAGCCGUAUGUAUUGUGUUUACUUCUCUCGUCCACUGGGAACUGUACGGACCGCGAGCACUGCCCAUUAUUCACUACCGAUUCCUCUUCUGUCACGAACAAAUCUCCCUAGGCCGAUCGAAGGAUGCUCCGUAGAGCCUCAAUCACGCUAAACCAUACUUCCGCGGCAAUUAUUUUAGACUCAGCAGCAUCAAGAGUAUUAGGAAUCAUGAUAUGAAAAUAAAUGACUUGUUUAUAAAGAACA